This is a messenger RNA of Xenopus laevis (African clawed frog), 3636 nucleotides long. RefSeq names its product KIAA0319 S homeolog. Bases 200 to 3346 code for a protein of 1048 amino acids. The record is from RefSeq and is a predicted model, not a curated record. The transcript is spliced from 21 exons. Lineage: Eukaryota; Metazoa; Chordata; Amphibia; Anura; Pipidae.
CUCCUCAGAGCACACGGUGUGACGCUUCAUCCAGGGACCCCUCCCAUUCUCCACAACAGCAUCUUUUCUACUACUCGCUCCGGCCCAUCCUUGGACAAGAGCAGGUGGAAAGGGGCCUAGGAACGGGUUAACAGCCGCUAUUUUCCUGACUUCAUGAGGUGUUGGGUAUGCACAAUUCAGAGUAAGAACUCUUCAUAUCAUGAGGCUAUACACUUACCUCAGCUUUCUAUGCAUCGUUUCAGGCUCACUAAGUGAACAGUGCCAGGAUGGAGCUACUUUUGCUGAUGCAGCUAUAUCACCCAAUUUACAAAAAACACAUAUUAUGAGAGUGCCCAAUGCCCGGACCAUGUCUGAUUGCACAGCUGCUUGUUGUAACCAGUCAGGCUGUGACCUCUCUUGGAUGUUGGGCAGGCGAUGCUAUAUUGUGAACUGCCAACAUAAAGAGAGCUGUGAGCCCCAGAAAGUGGAACACAUGAAGCAUGUGAAAUCCUUCCUUACAUUUGUUCUGAGACCUUCUGAAAGAUUUAUCACAUUGCCACUUGGUAGUUUGAUGUCUCACAGAGGAUACCCGUUGGAAGAGACUGAUGAGUCUGAUGAGGACAUAGCGCAUUUUAAAGAUCUGUCAUUCCUCAAUAAGAAUCCUAGUUUCCUAGAUCUUGCAGACUACAAUGAUGAAUACAGUGAUCCCAAACUAGAUUUUCUUCCUUUAAGUUCCAAAAUAGAUCAUAAAGAAAACCAAGGUUUAGACUAUAUGGGGUGGAAUUCGCCCUACAAUGAACACGAUUCAAACUCUACGGCAGUAGAAAUUGGCACACGCAAUGAGAAGCCAGAAGAAGAACUGAUGGAAGUACCUACCUCGACUGUAGAGCAAGUAUCUGAGCCACCUUUACUAAUGAACAUCCCUCCUCCAUUGAAACAAGCAGAAGGAAGUAUUUCACAUCCAAUAGAAACUGAUGCUGACAGUGCAAGUGAGUCAACAACCAUUUUACCCGUUAUCAUACAAACCUUCCCUUCUGUUACUGAGAUGACAACUAUUCAAGAGGUAACAGAACCCCAAACAUUAUCAACUCAUCUGUCUUCUGCUGCACUGCUAGAACAUUCUGUUGAACACACCACUGCAAAGAAGCCAUUUCAGCAGCUGACAGUUUCCACUCAAACAGAGAUACUAGUAGUCCUGCCCAAAAAUGAAGUAGAACUGAAUGUCUUUGUGGCACCUGAAGCACCAACAGAUAUGCCUUACUCUUUUGAAUGGAGUUUGAUCAAUCAGCCUGUGGAUCACCAGGGUCAUCUGGAUGCAAAACAUGCAAGAACACCCAAACUCUCCCAGCUUUCUCUUGGGAUAUAUGUAUUGAAGGUUGUGGUGUCGAAUGAGAACAGUUUUGGAGAAGGAUAUAUAAAUGUGACUGUCAAACCAGCAGCCCGAGUCAAUCAGCCACCUGUAGCUAUUGUGUCUCCAAAUACACAAGAAGUGUCUUUCCCUACAUCUGCCAUCAUCGAUGGAAGACAAAGUACAGAUGAUGGUAAAAUAGCCACUUACCUUUGGGAAGAGAUUGAAGGUCCUGGAGGAGAAUCUAAAAAUGUAGGUGACUCUCCAGUAUUGCAUGUAACAGAGCUGGUAACAGGAAACUAUACCUUCAGGUUAACAAUCACUGAUAAUGAAGGAGCAAUUAAUUCGACAACAGCCCAUAUUACAGUCAGCAAACCCAUUGAUUAUCUGCCUGUUGCUAAUGCUGGCCCUAAUCGAGUUAUAACAUUGCCACAAAAUUCUAUAAUUCUAAAUGGAAAUAUGAGCAGUGAUGACCAAAAAAUUGUCAGCUAUGAGUGGUCCUUGAGCCCCAGCAGUAAAGGCAAAGUAGUGGCCUUGCAGGGUGUUCACUCACCAUAUCUACAGGUAUCUGCAAUGCAAGUGGGAAAAUAUACAUUUGAACUGACUGUGACUGAUUCAUCGGGACAGCGUUCCAGUGAUAACAUUACAGUGACAGUACAGCCUGAGCCGAAUACCCCACCUGUUGCAGUGACAAGUCCGUAUAAAGAACUGAUUUUACCAAUGGAUUCCACAAUAUUAGAUGGAAGUAAAAGUAGAGAUAAUGAAGCCAUAAUAACCUAUAAGUGGGAAUAUAUCAGUGGUCCAUCCAAGGUGGCGAUUCAGGACAGCGAUAAGCCAAUGGGACUGGUGACUGGGCUCCAAGUUGGUGUGUACAUCUUUCGUUUGACCGUAAAAGACCAACAAGGCUUAAGCAGCACUGCUACCCACUCUGUAACAGUUAAAAAAGAGAAGAACAGCCCUCCUAAAGCCUGUGCUGGUGGAACCCACAUUCUUGUACUUCCAGACAACUCGAUUUCAUUGGAUGGCUCAAAAUCUUUUGAUGACCAGGAAAUUAUUUCAUAUUUGUGGAAAAGAGAUGGCCAGAGUCCUGCAGCUGGGGAUAUAAUGCACUCUUCUGAUCAUGAAUCCGUUCUUCAGCUCACCAAUCUGGUAGAUGGAAUAUAUAUCUUCCAUUUAACUGUCACUGAUGCUAAAGGAGAAACUGAUGUUGACACCGCAACUGUGGAAGUGCGUCCUGAUCCGAGAAAACAAAACUUAGUUGAAUUAAUUUUACAAGUGGGAGUUGGUAAAUUAACAGAACAACAAAAGGACACACUAGUGAGGCAGCUGGCGCUUCUCCUUAAUGUUUUGGAUACAGACAUCAAGGUUCAGAAGAUAGCAGCGCAUUCUGAUUUGAGUACUGUAAUCCUAUUCUAUGUGCAAAAUGGCCAUCCUCUGAGAGUUCAAAAAGCAGCAGAAGUGGCCCAGACUCUUCAAGACCAACUGCUAAAGGAGAAGGCAGACUUCUUUCCCUACAAAGUGCUCAGAGUCGAUACAGCUGCCUGCCUGUUGAAAUGCUCUGGCCAUGGACACUGUGACCCAAUAACUAAAUCCUGCCUUUGCUAUGCAUUUUGGAUGGAGAACUUGAUACAGCGUUAUAUCAGUGAAGGAGAAAGUAACUGUGAUUGGAGUGUGUUGUAUAUUGCUAUAUUAACCUUUGCAGUUGUUGCCUUUAUUAUGGCCAUUGUUUGGCUCUGCAUCUGCUGCCGCCAAAGCCAGAAACGGACAAAAAUAAGAAAAAAAACUAAAUAUACAAUCUUGGAUAAUAUAGAUGAACAAGAAAGAAUGGAGUUGACGCCAAAGUAUGGAAUAAAACACAGAAGCACAGAACACAACUCCAGCCUUAUGGUGUCCGAGUCUGAGUUUGAGAGUGACCAAGAUACUAUUUUUAGCCGUGAAAAAUUAGACAGGGAGAACCCUAAAGCCAAUGGAGCUCUCAAUAGCGGCACACCCUUCAACUUUAGCUCACAGUGCAGAUAAAGUGUUAAAAAUGAAAAAAAAAAGGAAGGAUGUCAUAACUUUAUAUGUCUUUGCACACACUGAGGUGGGUGACUUUUAAGGCAUUUAGCAAUGAAACUUUAACUCCACAUGCCGGGAGUAAAUGAUUUUUUCAAAAAUCAUUUUUGGGGUGGAGGACAGUUAUAUGUGGGCUACCGAAAUAGUUCACUAGCAAUUCCUUCCCAUUAUCCUCCCUGGAAAAAUUAAAAUUUGUUCUCUCCUAAGCAGACUUAAAGGAGAACUAUCGCAAAAAUGAAAAUUUUAUAUAAGCU